CAACGUUGACGACAACACCUAACGGAAAUGGCACCCAGACCCCUCCUCCUCCUCACCACCCUCAGCCUCGCUCUCCCAGCCGCCGGUGCCCUUUUACUAUCAACCUACCUCUAUAACUACCCUCUCUCCGCCUCCAAAUCCCGCACCAUCAAAACCUCAAGUUCUCUCUCUCCUACAAGCUCUACUUCCCCAUCCCUCAAGAUAAUCAAUCCUCACGCCUACCCCCAAAACUCAUCUACCGAUUCCCGCCUCAUUAUCCUCUCGAAAUCAGAAAUUAGGAAUCUCACAGAUGAGGAAAUCUUAGCCAGGUUUCUAGGGGGUUUCUUUGGAGGAUGGAUUUUCAUGCCUGAGAAAGGGAUAAUUUCGCUGUUUCAAGUUUUUGGGAGGCCGAUGAUUACUGUGGGUUUCACUGGUGUUCCGAUGAAUGGGAAGCGGAUUUUGAGUCCGAGUGCACUUGAGAGGGAGAAGUUGCCUGAAAAGGGAACGGUUUUGCUUGGGGGGAAUUUCAUGGUUCUUGAUGCACAGCUAAAGGGAAGGGGGGAAGAGGACGGAGAAGGUUGGGAGGGCGAAGGAGGAGGGAGUUUUGUUGAGGUCGGGUUUGGGGAUGAUAGGAGGGGGUUUGCGGGGAUGCAUCGCUUUGAGGUUUUGAGGCUGUCGAACUCAACGGACGGGAAAGGGGAAGAGGUGGGGGGAGAGGAUGGGAGAGAGGGGGAGGAGGGAGGAGGCGUGCAGCUCUGGUAUUCAAGUAUUUCAUGUAAUCCGAGGGAGAACAAACUCCCGUUUCCGAAAUGGGUGUUCGGUUUUCAUGAGUUUUAUGCGCAGUGCUUGUUCAGGGAUGGGGUGAGAGAGGUGUUGAGAAAUUGAGUUGGAGAUAUAGGAAGGAAAGGAAGAGUUGGGGGUGUGUAAGAUAAAAGGAACUCUCUGCUAAAACUAAUUGUUAUAUUUUCAUGUUUGGAGA
Hyaloscypha bicolor E is the source of this 958-nucleotide messenger RNA. RefSeq lists its product as uncharacterized. The record is from RefSeq and is a predicted model, not a curated record. The transcript has a single exon. The coding region runs from base 28 to 864 and encodes 278 amino acids. Lineage: Eukaryota; Fungi; Ascomycota; Leotiomycetes; Helotiales; Hyaloscyphaceae.